CAGGUAGUGAGGUUGGGCUAAACUGUCUGGGGUUCACAUAUAAAAACUACUCCACACACACACACACACACACACACACACAGACACACAGACUCUGUCGAAGUCAAGAUGCUCGGGAGCGAUGUACUGUUGUGCUUCAUCUUCUAUAGCACGCUGCUAAUCUUAAAGAUGUACAUAAUUGCCAUCAUCACGGGCCAAGUGCGACUUCGGAAAAAGGCGUUUGCUAACCCAGAGGACGCCGAUAGACACGGAGGUGUGCAGUUCUGCCGGACGGAUCCGUAUGUGGAACGCUGUAGAAGAGCACACAUCAAUGACAUGGAAAACAUUUUCCCCUUUUUAUUUCUCGGAGCCAUCUACUCCAUGACAGGCCCCUCGUAUGCAGUCGCACGGCUUCAUUUUCUGGUCUUUUUCCUGGGUCGGCUUCUCCAUAGCGUCGCAUACCUGUUGGCGCUCAAAGCACCGACACGUUCGUUCGCCUACGUCAUUGCGCAGGUGCCUUGCGUUUCAAUGGCAAUACAGAUACUCGUGGAAGUAGCCUCAUCCGCAUGACCAUCUCAGUGACGGACUCCUGUGAUUGGUCGAGACUCACGAUUGCAGCUGUGAUGCAGAAUGCUGCUCAAUGGACUUGCAGCAUCUCAACGGUAUCCGAAUUCACAUUUCACUUCAGCAUUAGACUCGAUGAUUCGUGACUGACAAUUAAUAACUCCUAACAUUCUUCGCUGUCAUUUCAGUACUGCACACUACAGUUUGUGUUUUGCCAUGUGUUCAUUUUAGCAUUCAAAUGAAGGUUAUUUAAUGUGAUUUAUUUUCACAGUCAGGUUUGCAUAUACUUUGCAUAUUUAUAUAUUGAACGGACAGUGAGUCUGUUACUUACAAGACUUUUGGUUCAGUGACCACCAGCUUUUCGCUUUCAUGCUGAAAAGUUUACAUAAGCAAUAACUGCUGAUGUCAGUUCGCAUGGUUCAGAUUCCACGCGACCAUUCCGCAAUAACUUUUCAUACUUGUAAAAAUUCCUCUGUUAUUACACCAUAAGCCCUGCAGAGCCCAGGCUUUUCAAAUUUAUUGUAGCGUUACAUAUACGCCUUCGCGCAAAUGCUGUCCUUCCACUUUGUCCACCGGACUUUGGGUUUACAGCAUUUCAAGAAUAGCCGGGGACUUUUAAUUUGUUUUUUUUUAUCCUCAAGAAUGCUGCUUUUGGUAUAAUGUUGUGAGGUUAUUUCACUACAGUGCGUUUGUUAUAAGCAUUUAAAAUAUUUCCUGUGUAACUUAUUUUCUUUUUUUAUAUUAUGUCACUUGUGUUAAAGUUUCUAAGAAAUAACAAGAAAACUGUUUUUAUAUAAAUAUAUAUAUUAUUAUUAAAAGAAUAAUAAAAGAUUUUUGUGAUA
Puntigrus tetrazona (Sumatra barb) is the source of this 1385-nucleotide messenger RNA. RefSeq names its product prostaglandin E synthase (gene ptges). Gene Ontology annotation, molecular function: prostaglandin-E synthase activity. Gene Ontology annotation, cellular component: membrane. Gene Ontology annotation, biological process: prostaglandin biosynthetic process. The transcript is spliced from 3 exons. Bases 109 to 549 code for a protein of 146 amino acids. Lineage: Eukaryota; Metazoa; Chordata; Actinopteri; Cypriniformes; Cyprinidae. The record is from RefSeq and is a predicted model, not a curated record.